Messenger RNA from Schizosaccharomyces octosporus yFS286, 1226 nucleotides. RefSeq names its product SUMO E1-like activator enzyme Rad31. Gene Ontology annotation, biological process: protein sumoylation. The record is from RefSeq and is a predicted model, not a curated record. Bases 148 to 1071 code for a protein of 307 amino acids. Gene Ontology annotation, molecular function: SUMO activating enzyme activity. Gene Ontology annotation, cellular component: SUMO activating enzyme complex; cytoplasm. Lineage: Eukaryota; Fungi; Ascomycota; Schizosaccharomycetes; Schizosaccharomycetales; Schizosaccharomycetaceae. The transcript is spliced from 5 exons.
CAACUUCUUUUUUUUACCAUUAGAAAACGUAGCUGAAUCAAGACAUUUUGGUUAUUCCACUUUGAACUUAUAAGCUGGAAGCCAUUUUAUAGGGAAGGCAAGAGCUUAUUGAGACAAACCGUCUCAUACGAACUGAAUCGGGCUAAUAUGGACAAGAACGGCAUGAAUCCUGAAGAAAUUGCAUUAUACGAUAGACAAAUUAGACUUUGGGGCUUCAAUGCCCAACAAGCGUUAAAACAAUCUCGAGUUUUGUUAAUUACAGCAUCUCCUUUAUCAAACGAAAUUGCAAAAAAUUUAGUCUUGGCCGGUAUUGGGGAGUUAUGCUUGCAAGACACCCAUUCUGUUGAGAUGCAAGAUGUGCAUGACCAGUUCUUUUUGGAGGAUUCAAAUAUAGGAAAAUCUAAGGUAUCUUCCCUUAUAGAAAAACUUAAAGACCUCAAUCCUCUGGUGAAAUUAUCCUCUUUGAAUACACCGAUCGCAGAGUUGUCUGAAAGUAUAAUCUCUUCGUUUCAAAUGGUUAUUGCAACUCAGCUACAAUAUGAUGAUUUCUGCAAGGUAAACAAUUUAUGUCGUACCAGCAAGCGUCCUAUGUAUGCUUCAAGUUGCUAUGGACUUUAUGGAUUUGCUUUCGCGGAUUUGAUCGAUCAUGAAUUUGUAAUAGAAAAAACUGUUGAAAAUACUAAAGUUGAGCAAGCAAUGUCGACCAGUCAAAAACCCAUGCAGGUAGCUUUUGAUACUGCCCUUGGUUCCAAGUUAAAACCUCGUUUAGCAAAAAAAGUUCCGGCAGCUUAUCCAGCGUUAUUGUCCGUUCUGAAACACAACAGGUCAGACCCGGAUUCCAUCAAGAAGAUGUGUCUUGAACAAAAGUUAGAUCCAAGCGCAAUCCUAAACGAAAGCUUUUUGAACGACUUUUCCCAGAAUUCCAACUUCCAGUGGAUGCCAGUGAUCUCCAUCGUAGGAGGUGUUGUUUCCCAGGAUGCUUUGAAUGCAAUUAGUAAACGCCAAUAUCCCAUAGAUAACUUUUGGAUCUUUGAUGCUGAAACCAGCACGGGACCUAUAUACAUGCUGUAAUUACGAGUUGGUUGUGUAUAAAUUUGAAUGCCCAUUUCUACUUUCUAUCUUUUCCAAAUAUUUUUAUUUCUAUAUCAAAGAAGCAAUUUCUAAUACAGAAUCUAUAAUAUUUUCAUACUACCACUUAAUUUGACAGAAGUUUGUUUACACAAUAG